Messenger RNA from Linum tenue, 1935 nucleotides. NCBI's taxonomy places the organism in Eukaryota, Viridiplantae, Streptophyta, Magnoliopsida, Malpighiales, Linaceae. The record is from the annotation of a GenBank genome assembly.
AAAAAAAAAAAAACCUUGGUUAAUGCUUCAUAUAAAACCAUUUGCACUUAUGGGCCACAGAGUAGCUUGGCAGCUGUAUCCAUCGUCUUUCGCCCUCGCAAAAAUCUGGGAAACCAGACUGACUGACUGAGUGCCGAUAGAUCUUCCCAGCUUGUGCCGGCGACUUAAUAGCUAACACACCCAAUCCUGAAAUCGCUGAAUCUCAUUUCCCCGAAGUUGCUUGCAGUCACCUAUGUCGUCUCCUUCAAUGUUCAGCAACAACAGCGUUUCCAUUCCAGUCUCCGACGACGACGAAGACGAGCUCAGCCGGAAGCGAGUCCGAGUUCGCAGGAAGCGCAAGAAGCCGCUGAGCCACCGCGUGAAGCACGAUUUGGGCAAGCGGCUCGUUAGGUUUCUCGUGAGGUACUGGGCGUUGCUCAUCUUCCUCCCCGCCGCCGCUCUGCUCUGCUACGAGGCCACCAAAAUCGGCAAGGAACCCGCCGUCGACGAGGAUGAUCUCGACCGCUUCGUGGCAGAGGGAACAGAGGUAGAUCCUGACCUCGACCCAGUCUUCAAACCGCCGCCCAAGGUUUCUCACCCCAAUUUGAAUCGGAUGGAUCCGGUUACUCGAAUGAUUGACGGUGUGCGUGAACCUUGCUUGAAGCUCCGGCCGUCGGACGAACUUGAACUUCUGGAUAUCCCUAACGGCGGCGGCAUUGAAAGUCCGGUUAAGAGUGUAAAAUACUUGACAGAGAGAGAUUUGCCGGAACAGAACGGGACUCAUAGGUCGAAACGGUUCAAGUUCAAUUCGUUUAGUGGAUACCCGAGUCUCGAAGACAGGGAUGGAAGCUUUGUGGUGAACCAGACUCCUGCUGUACAUUGUGGGUUCUUCAGUGAAAGUGGAGGGUUCAAUAUAUCUGACGCUGAUAAGAGUUAUAUGGAUAGUUGCCAAGUGGUGGUUUCUACUUGUGCUUUUGGUGGUGGGGAUGAUCUAUACCAACCCAUCGGAAUGUCAAAUGCUUCACUUCAGAAGGUUUGCUAUGUUGCAUUUUGGGAUGAUAUUACACUGGCUGCCCAGGAGAAUGCCGGGCACACUAUUGGGGAUGAUAAGUUUAUUGGGAAUUGGCGCAUUGUUCUUGUGGAUGAUCUUCCAUUUGUGGAUCAACGAUUAAAUGGUAAAAUUCCAAAGAUGUUGGGACAUCGGCUCUUUCCUAAUGCAAAGUACUCUAUAUGGGUGGACUCAAAGUCUCAGUUCAGGAGGGAUCCGUUGGGUGUUCUCGAAGCUCUCCUCUGGCGUACAAAUUCCGUGUUAGCAAUCUCAGAACAUGGAGCUCGCAGCAGCGUGUAUGAUGAGGCUAAAGCUGUUGUCAAGAAAAACAAAGCCAGACCAGAAGAAGUCGAUGUCCAAAUAACUCAGUACAAGAAAGAUGGUAUGCCCGAAGACAAGAGAUUGAAUGGAAAGAAAGCUCUGAAUGAAGCUUCAAUCAUAGUGAGGGAGCACACGCCAGUGGUCAAUCUGUUCAUGUGCAUCUGGUUCAAUGAAGCAGUGCGAUUCACUUCGCGAGACCAGCUGAGCUUUCCCUACGUGCUGUGGCGACUGAAAGUGCUUAAAGACACCAACAUGUUCCCAGUUUGCAUACGGAAAGAUCUUGUUAAUAGUAUUGGCCAUCUACGCAAGGCCAAGCCUUCGGUAAAAAGAGCCAUGCCUUCCACUGCUGAUGACGAGGCUUGAUUUUGUUAUGGGCCUCUAAUUCUUCUUUUUUCUUGUUGUUGUUCAAAUUUUGUUACCUAUUUAUACCUGAGAUUAUUACGAGAUUAGCCCCUGAUUCUUUCAUCACUGUUAACCAUGUAUUGACAUUGACAUAGUUUAUUCCCCUUCGGAGCAUUCCUCGGUUCUUGGUCAUGGUAAUAUGAAGUUGGGUCUUUACCGAUCAAUAAUGUACCAUUGAUGACGAU